AUGCAUUGCAAUGUAGAGGCUGAGGGUCACAAAACUCAUGAGUGCCACCUGUCUCACGCAAUUAUCAAAAGCCUGGCGCAUGAAUUCAUCUUUGGAUUGGAUCCGCAUUUCUAUGUCGGCGACCAGCGUGAGCACAAGCACGAGAAUUGCGAAUAUUACCAGAAGCGUAUUGAAGUAGGCCGUAUUCAAAAAACCUUCUGCAGGCUGGUACACAAUUUCAGCUUGCUUUUCGCUGUUCGCCCUAUCGACGUAUACGUGCAAGCCUACGGAGUCAUACAAGUGAUACAUUCCCAAACGUACCUCUCGUUUCCGACUGAAGUGCGCUACUGGCAAUCGCCGCCUCCACAUUUCGGCGAACGUUACCUUUUGGAGUCUCAUUUCGUUCGUUAUAUGCGUCGUUAG
Babesia ovata is the source of this 402-nucleotide messenger RNA. RefSeq lists its product as uncharacterized. Bases 1 to 402 code for a protein of 133 amino acids. NCBI's taxonomy places the organism in Eukaryota, Apicomplexa, Aconoidasida, Piroplasmida, Babesiidae. The record is from RefSeq and is a predicted model, not a curated record. The transcript has a single exon.